Messenger RNA from Caretta caretta (loggerhead turtle), 5882 nucleotides. The record is from RefSeq and is a predicted model, not a curated record. Lineage: Eukaryota; Metazoa; Chordata; Testudines; Cheloniidae.
GCUCGGCUUGGUAUUGAGGGGAACAGGAAGGGGCUGGAGCAGCUGAGGCUGGUGUGGAUGCUGGGGGGAGCGAGGAGAGGCUCUGCGGCUCCUGGAUGGGACUCGAUGCUUGUGAGCCCGGGCUGAGCCGCUGCUGCUCCCCAGCGGGGUCUGUGCGGGGAGCGACCUGCAUUAACCCCGCUCUGUGCCAGCCGGGGGGCGGGACUUUCUGCGGUGGGUGGAACCAGCCCCUGGGGCAGCCCCGGGCUCCGCCGACACCAGCCCCUGAGCCGGAGCCUGCAGGCCGCAGAACAACAUCCACGUUUCACUCCGGAUCAUCCCGUCCUCCUGCGGGCCAGGGCAGGGAAAUGGCUGGAGCGGAGCCGGCUCAGGGACCGGUGACCUUCAAGGAGGUGGCUUUGUACUUCACUGACCCCGGUCAGAGGGCCCUCUACAGGGACGCCAUGCAGGAGAACCAUGCGAACGGGACCUCACAGGGAUCUCCGAUUCCAAAACCCGACACUGUCUCCCAGCGGCAACAAGAGGAAGAGCCGUGGGUCCCGGAUCUCCAAGGCUCUAGGGAAAGGGAGAACCCGAGAGGAGACUGCCCAGCGCAAGGAAUUGACUCUUGUCCAGAUCACCCCACUCGCCUUGGGGAAGUAUUCAGGACCCGCAAAGACUCCCUGUUGCGCAAGGGCCCGCGCCCCAGGGAGAGACUGAACACGUGCAAAGACUGCGGGAAGAGCUUCCGUCGGCGAUCCAACUUCCUGGCCCAUCAGAGGACCCACGGGGGCAAGAGACCCCACCCGUGCGCCGACUGCGGCAAAACCUUUGGCGCCUUCUCCAACCUCCUGCGGCACCAGCGUGGGCAUGCCGGCGAGAAGCCCUACAACUGUCCCGACUGCGGGAAAGGCUUCGGGCACAGCUCGGCCUUGGUCACCCACCGGCGGAUCCACACCGGAGAGAGACCCUACGCCUGCGGGGACUGCGGGAAGCGCUUCAACGUGGUCUCCAACCUGGUGCGUCACCAGCGGGGCCACACGGGCGAAAAGCCCUACAAGUGCCCCGACUGCGGGCGGCUCUGCAGCCAGCGCUCCCACCUGGUCACCCACCGGCGGCUGCACACCGGCGAGCGUCCCUACGCCUGCCCGGAGUGCGGGAAGUGCUUCAACGUCAGCUCGGACCUCAUCAAGCACCGGCGCAUCCACACCGGGGAGCGGCCCUACGCCUGCAGCGACUGCGGGAAACGCUUCAGCGGCAGCUCCAACCUGCUGACCCACCAGCGGCUGCACACGGGGGAGCGGCCCUACAAGUGCCCCGACUGCGGGAAGGGCUUCACCAUCAGCUCCAAGCUGAUCGCCCACCAGCGCACCCACACCGGCGAGCGGCCCUACAGCUGCGCCGACUGCGGGAAGGGCUUCAGCGACCGGCCCCACCUGGCCCGGCACCAGAGCGCCUCCCGGCGCGAAAAGCGCUACACGUGCUCCGACUGCGGGAAGGGCUUUGCCACCAGCUCCUACCUCCUCACCCACCGGCGGAGCCACACCGGGGAGACCCCCUUCAUCUGCGGCGACUGCGGGAAGAGCUUCGCUGUGGUCUCCAACUUGGUGCGGCACCGGCGUAUCCACACGGGAGAGAAGCCCUUCCGGUGCGGGGAGUGCGGCCGGCAGUACAGCCAGAGAGCCCACCUCACCACCCACCAGAGGGUGCACACCGGGGAGCGGCCCUACGUCUGCCUGGACUGCGGGAAAGGCUUCAACGUCAACUCCUCCCUCACCAAGCACCGCCGGACCCACACCGGCGAGAAACCCUACGUCUGCCCCGACUGCGGGAAACGCUUCAGCCAGAGCUCCAAUGUGAUCACCCACCGCAGGAUCCACACCGGGGAGAGGCCCUACAAAUGCUUCGACUGCGGGGAAAGCUUCAACGUGAGCUCCAACCUCAUUGCACACCGGAGACUCCACACGGGGGAGAAACCUUAUACGUGCCCCGACUGUGGAAAAAACUUCAUCGUGAGCUCGCAGCUCACUAUACACCAGAGGAUCCACACGGGAGAGCGACCCUAUCGGUGUCCCGAGUGCGGGAAAAGCUACAUCCAGAGCUCAGCCCUGGUUAAGCAUCGGAGAACCCACAUGGCAGAAAAACCCUACAAGUGCCCCGAAUGCACAAAAAGCUUCACUGUGAGCACUGCCCUCAUUAGGCACCAGAGACUGCACACGGGCGAGCAGUCCUAUAUAUGCCCCGAGUGCGGAAAAAGCUUCGGUGUAAACUCAGACCUUAUCCGACACCAGAGACUGCACACAGGAGAGAGGCCUUAUAAAUGCCUGCACUGUGGGAGAAGCUACACGCAAAGCUCAGCUCUGAUUAGGCAUCAGAGAAUCCAUACAGGAGAAAAGCCUUAUAAAUGCCCCAGUUGCGAGAAGAGCUUCAGCCAAAGGUCAAAUCAGAUUAAACACCAGAGAAUCCACACAGGAGAAAAACCGUAUCGAUGCAGCGAAUGUGGAAAAUGUUUUAGUACCAACUCAAAUCUCGUAACACAUCAGAGGCUCCACACUAGAGGCUAUACAAUGGAGGCGGCAGCGGCAGCGUCUGACCCGGGAAGCCCCGACCCCGAGCAGAGCGAGAGGCAGCGAGCCCAGCCUCCGCCCCCGAGCAGCCUCCGGAGCCUCCUGGUGGCCCCGGCUAAUGAAACCCGCUGCCCGCGGGCUGGGAAGAGGAACGCCGCUCCCCAGCGGGGUGUGUGCGGGGAGAGCCCUGCAUUAUCCCCCUCUGUGCCCAGCCGGGGGCCUUUCUGCGGGGGCUGGACCCAGCCCCGGCCUCUGCCGACACCAGCCCCUGAGCCGGAGCCUGCAGCAGGUGAUGGGAUGGGGAAUGAGAACAAAGUGGGGAAUCCUCCUCAGGAAGGUCCUGAGCAAGUGCAACGGCACAGAGCAUUAUCAGAGAACAUUUCCCACAGUCCUGAGCAAGGAGACACCUGUGAGAGUCAGCACAGGGCAGAGAUGCAGCAGGGAACCCACCCAGGGAACAGACAGGAUAAAUCCACUCACCAAGGGGGCAGUUUGAAAGACCUUAAUAAAGACUUGAUGCAGCCGAGAAUCUGCACCAAAGAUAAACUGUAUCAAUGUGCUGAGUGUGACAGAAGCUUCAAUCGGAGUUCAAACCUUCUUGUCCAUCAGAGAGUCCACACAGGAGAGAAACCCUAUAACUGCUCCAAGUGUGGGAAAAGCUUCAGCGAUGGCUCAGCCCUGACUAAACAUCAGAGGAUCCACACUGGAGAGACACCCUAUGUCUGCUCUGACUGUGGAGAAAGCUUCAAUCAGAGAUCAAACCUUACUGUACAUCAGAGAGUCCACACGGGAGAGAGACCCUAUAGCUGCCCUGACUGUGGGAAACGGUUCACUCACUUCUCAAACCUUGUUAAACACCAGGCAAUCCAUGCAGGAGAAAAACCCCAUAAGUGCCCCAACUGUGGGAAACAUUUCAGGUGGAGCUCACAACUUAUUAAACACCUUGUUUUACACCAGAGACCCGGCAGGGGAGAGGAACCCUAUCGCUGCUCUGACUGUGGGAAACGCUUCAGUUAUAGCUCACACCUUAAUAGACAUCAAAUUAUCCAUACUGGAGAAAGACCCUAUAAAUGCCCUGACUGUGGGAAAAGCUUCAAGCUGAGCUCCAUCCUUCUUGUACAUCAGAGAAUCCACACGGGGGAGAGGCCCUAUCACUGCCUUGAGUGCGGGAAAAGCUUCUGUGACAACUCAGGCCUUAUUAGACAUCGGAGAAUCCACACCGGGGAAACACCCUUUCAAUGUUCUGUCUGUGGAAAAAGUUUCACUCGGAAAUCGCAUCUUAUUUCACAUCAGAGAACCCACACGGGAGAGACACCCUAUAAAUGUUCUGUCUGUGGGAAAAGCUACAAGGCGAAGGUCUCUCUCCUGUCCCACCAGAAACUCCACACAGGAUAGCAUGUGGCACGAGCUCUCCCUGUGAGGCAACGGGUCUCUGCCCUUCCAAAGCAAAGUAUAAAUAUGCAGCAUUUGCAGAUGGUCUGGGUUGGGCCAGCAGUUGGGUGGAUGGUCUGGGUUUCAGUGGGGAGUGGUUGGUGGAGGCCAGAGGAGGCGAGAACACUGGGUAAGGUGGGAGAUGGGUCCUUUCAGGGUCUGGGGACAGCCGGCAAUGGGAUUAGUGGGGAGACAUUUCUGCAGGUUCCCCACACACUGUCCAAUGUAGAAAAAAGGUAAAAAUGCCCCAUUGCAGUUCGCAUCUGAGUUGUCUCUGUAGGUCCUAAGGCCUGUUGGGGCAGCGGCAGGGGGAUUUAUUCAGGGAAGCAGCGAGGGGCCCUGUGGGGCUAUAGUGAUAAAGCAGAGAGCUGCCAGUCUGAAGUGACAGGAUAUCAGAGCAAUUCACAGUUUAUUGGAAUUCUCUUGUAACGCGGCACAGACUCACCACUGCUGUGCCUCCUGCUGGCUUGCUCUGGGAAUUAGCUCAUUCAACUAUGUAGUGCCCUCUGCAGGUGGUGUCUUGCCCGUUGUCUGCUCGGCUGUGUGGUCUCCACCACUGGGCCAUGUGUCGUUCUCUAGACUGCGGUGUCCUCUUCAGGACCCCACCCUCCAACAGUGCCCACUACUCCAUUCUCCCCCCUUCCGGGGUCAUAUCAGCAGUUCUAGUCCACACCUGCCUUCAUGGCCACCUGCCACCCCAAAGUCUAGUCCCUUACCUCAGGGACAAGGUGCAGUCCAUGGGUCCCACUCCCUCAUGGCAAGGUGUGGUGCAAGGGCGGGGACCCAGGCACGCCUACUACUCUGGGCCCCAGCCCAGGGACCCUUGAGUGGCAGCCGCUUGCUGCCUUCCUCCACUCCCCAUCACUGCCUGCCUUCCCUGGGCCACUUCCCCGUAGCCCUAGCACCCACUCAGCCUUUGUUUCAAGGCCUGCAGUCUGGCAGAGUCAGCCAGAGCUCUCACUGCUCUGUCCAGGGUGCCACUCCUUCUACCAAGAGUCAGUCCUCCUCCCUUGCUAGUCAGGGGAGACGCCUCUUUCCGCUGUGCUGCAGCCUUUAUAUAGGGCUCAGCCUGGUCCUGGUUGGCCGCCCACAGGCCCUUUCUGAUUGGCUGCCCAUCUGUGCAGCCUCUCUGGCCUACUUUAACCCAUUUUCUCCUGGAGUGGGGCAGCCACCCCACUACACCUCUGCAGACAGUGUGGGGGAAAUUUUGGAAUUCAUGGUGGAGAUUCCCCAAUGAGGUGGGGUUUUGCACUGUUCCUAUGAGGGCAGUAUGGUAUAAUACGGAGAGUAGGGGGAAUCGGGACACAGGGCCCUGGCUCUGAGAGGGGAGUGAGGUCUAAUAGGUUAGAGCAGGGACGAGUCUGAGCCCUGACUCCUGGGUUCAAUAACCAACUCUGCUAGGUGUCUCCCGGUGUGAUCUUGUACCAGCCACUUCCCCUCCUCUCUGUGCAUCUAUUCUUUCCUCCCUACAACCCACGUAAUAGCAGUCACUCACCUCCCUGUGGAGUUAUGAGAUUGUCACUAGUUACUGUGUAUUCAGUGGCUCAGGAGAAAAGAGGCACCAUGGGAGGAAAGUUGCAUUAUUAUCAUUCCUGUAUUGUAUUAUUAUGAGACAUUCUCCCGUUGCUUGCCGGGUCUCUGUCAGGGGGAGUGUGUUACUGAGCUGAAGGGAAGGGUUUUAGCUAGGUUCCCUUGUCCUUGUUCUCAGGCACAGGCUGUUACACACUCAGAUUAUUCCUGAAACAACUGCCCCAGCCGGGAGUUUCUCCUUGUUUCAGGAUGGUUGGGGAGGGGAGAGGGUCUCGUGUUUUAGGGCAUUCAGCUUUCAGGUUAAUCUGCAUUUCUCAGUGAAGUUUUUACCUCAAUGGGUUUUUGAUUUUCCAAAUAAAUUCCUGGUCAAAUGUU